Molecule: messenger RNA, 1590 nt
Organism: Monodelphis domestica (gray short-tailed opossum)
Lineage: Eukaryota; Metazoa; Chordata; Mammalia; Didelphimorphia; Didelphidae
Product: olfactory receptor 2G6-like
Biological process (GO): G protein-coupled receptor signaling pathway
Cellular component (GO): membrane
Molecular function (GO): olfactory receptor activity; G protein-coupled receptor activity
Source: RefSeq, a predicted model, not a curated record
AUGGAGCAAAACGACACUUCUCAAGGGGAUUUCAUUCUCUUGGGCUUCUCUGAUAAGCCUCAAUUAGAGAUAAUUCUCUUUGCGGUCAUCUUGGUCUUCUACAUCUUGAACCUAGUGGGGAACAUGACCAUCAUCUUGGCCUCUAGCAUGGACCCCAAACUGCACACCCCAAUGUACUUCUUCCUCACCAAUUUGUCCUUUGUAGACCUCUGCUUGACUACCACAGUGGCUCCACAGUUACUGUUUACAAUGAGAAGCAAAGACAAAACUAUGAGCUACAAUGGCUGUGUAGCACAACUCUAUGUUGCCAUGGGAUUGGGAUCCACUGAGUGCAUUCUCUUGGUUGUUAUGGCAUAUGACCGCUAUGCAGCAGUCUGUCGCCCCCUCCACUAUGCAGUCAUCAUGCAUCCUCAACUCUGCCUAUUAUUGGCUGCAACAGCAUGGCUCAGUGGCCUCAUAACCUCUCUGAUCCAGUGUUCUCUCACUAUACAGCUACCUCUGUGUGGUCAUAACAAGCUUGACCACAUCUUCUGUGAGGUACCAGUGUUGAUCAAACUGGCUUGUGUCGACACCACUUUCAAUGAAGAUGAGCUUUUUGUGGCCAGUGUGGUCUUCCUCGUGGUGCCUGUCUCUCUCAUUCUGAUCUCUUAUGGCUACAUAACCCAAGCCAUAUUGAGGAUCAAAUCUGCAGCAGGACGGCGUAAAGCAUUUGGGACUUGUUCUUCUCAUUUGGUUGUAGUAAUAAUUUUCUAUGGGACCAUCACUUUCAUGUAUCUCCAGCCAGCCAAAAGUAAAUCAAAAGACCAAGAGGAUCAAAGACAUCAUGGGGUGAUGACUUCCAUGUGAAUUGGAUUUUAGUGAGCCAGAGCUGCACAGUCAUCAACUUCAGCCUCUCUUCCAUAAUCAUUGAAAUGACAAGACAAUGCAGUGGAUGACCUUGGCAUCUUCACUGUCUGAUUAAGCUCUAAGGAUUCUCCAGAAUCUGCUCCAACUGCCUUCACAUCCAUUAGAACAAAGUGUUCUUAUCCAUCUCUUCUGCCAGAGAAAUCUUCACAAACUUGGAAUACAUGCCCCCUUAACUUACUGAUAGGAUUAUGGUUAGUCACUUCCCCUCAGCCUGGUUUUGCUCAUCUGCUGAUGAAGUAGCCCCCAAAAGGCUAAAGAUGGAAAAAUUAAAAGGAGAUAAAGCAAAUAGGCCCCUGUCAUCAUUUUUAGAGAACAGACCUGGCUUCCCUCCCCCAGGAGUUUAAGCUGUUUACGCAGAUAACAAAUUAGUUUCUACUUAGCUUGGGGGGCAGAAGGCAAAGAGGAAUUUCAGGAAUAUCAAAGGGUCAGUGAACUAACAUUUGACUAAGUGAAUAUAAACACUCCUUAGAUCACAACCCCAGGAUCAUCUUCUCUUCUCCAACCUUGAAUUCCUGUAUUAAAGUCUGUUUGUUGUCAGAUAAGAACCUGUAGUGAAGAGAAAUAACUUGUCCUAUAUAAACUGUCUCUUAAUGUCAAAUCCAUGCAGUUUUCCAUUAGGGAAUUCUGUCCCAGCUGGUAGAUUCUUUAUUUCUCUCUUUUAUUAAUAAAUUAAAGUUCCAAUAA